Messenger RNA from Elaeis guineensis (African oil palm), 1656 nucleotides. RefSeq names its product putative cis-zeatin O-glucosyltransferase. Gene Ontology annotation, molecular function: UDP-glycosyltransferase activity. NCBI's taxonomy places the organism in Eukaryota, Viridiplantae, Streptophyta, Magnoliopsida, Arecales, Arecaceae. The record is from RefSeq and is a predicted model, not a curated record.
CUGUAUACAUAAAUCACUUCUCUCAACCACUCACAGCAACAACAACACAGCUGUUCACACUUGACAUCCAUCACCUUAUCCAAUAUGGUCCCCGUAGAAGCAAAGCAGGCUCAGGAGGUGGCCGUGGUGAUGGUGCCCUUCCCGGCCCAAGGCCACCUCAACCAGCUCCUCCACCUCUCCCUCCUCCUCUCCACCCGCGGCCUCACCGUCCACUACGCCGCCUCCCCCUCCCACAUCCGCCAGGCCAAGUCCCGCCUCCAGGGCUGGCAACCCGCAUCCCUCCAUGCCAUCCACUUCCACGACCUCCCCAUCCCUCCCUUCUCCACCCCUCCCCCGGACCCCAACGCCGCCACCACAUUCCCCAGCCACCUGCAGCCCCUCUGGGUAUCCACUCUCCACCUCCGCUCUCCUCUCGUCUCGCUGCUCCGCUCCCUCUCCGCCGUCUCCCGCCGCCUCGUCGUCAUCUACGACCCCCUCGUCUCCUUCGCCGCCCAGGAGACCGCCACCCUCCCCAACGCCGAGGUCUAUGCUUUUAAUAGCGUCUCUGCCUUCUUCCACCUCUCCUUCAGGUGGUCAUUCCAAGAUGAGUCUGCCCUCCCAAAACCAAAGCAUCUCGAAACCAUCCUUAACCAGUCCUUCGACGACUGCUUCACCAACGAAUUCCUAGAAUUCGCUACCAUGAACAGAGUCCUCCAAGACAGUGUCGUCGCAGAGGGCAGCCUCAUCAACACUUGCCGCCCAAUCGAGGGCGAGCUCGUCGACCUGCUAGCUGAAGACUCAUUUUACAGUGGCAAGAAGAAACUAUUUGCAAUCGGCCCUUUCAAUCCUGUCACUACUCCACAAGGAGACAGCGGUCGACGGCAUGCAUGCUUGGAGUGGCUCGACAAGCAGCCACCAGCAUCGGUCGUGUACGUAUCCUUCGGGACGGCGUCGACGAUGCCGGAUGAGCAGAUAAACGAGCUGGCGAUCGGGCUGCGGCGCAGCGGGCAGCGGUUCAUAUGGGUGUUGAGGGAUGCCGACGUAGGAGAUAUAUAUGCUGAGUGCGUCGAGAGUCGAGAAAGGAAAUUGUCGCCGGAUUAUGAACGGGAGGUGGAGGGGGUGGGGAUGGUGGUGAGAGGGUGGGCGCCGCAGCUUGAGAUCUUGGCCCACCCUGCGACGGGUGGGUUCAUAAGCCACUGUGGGUGGAAUUCAUGCAUGGAGAGCCUCAGCAUGGGGGUGCCGAUCAUGGCGUGGCCGAUGCACUCCGAUCAGCCGGGGAACACGGUGCUGGUGACGGAGUAUCUGAAGGUCGGGGUGGUAGCGAGGGAGUGGGAUCGCCGGAAGGAGAUUUUGCCAGCCGGAGAGAUAGAGGAGUCGAUCAAGAGAGUUAUGGUGAGUGAAGAAGGGCAGGAGAUUAGGAGGCGUGCUAAGGCCUUGGGUAAUGCUGUUCGAGAGGCUGCAUCAGAGGGUGGAUCGUCUCGAGCCGAAUUGGACUCUUUCGUUGCCCAUGUUACCAGAUGAUCAGCGAGCAGAAGGGCUCUUCGGGUCUGCUAGUUUCCUCAUCUCUCCUUGUUACAUGCAUCCAGGUUCAUACCCUGAAUUUUCUUGGUACUUACAUCAUAUUUCUUCAAUGGAAAAAUAAUAAAUAAAUUAGAAUGAUGGUUGAACAGGCUUAAA